AUGGCUGCCAAAUUCUUAUGUUGCCUUCCUCUUAGAUUGGGUGUGAUUGUGAUAUCUUUCUGCCAAUUUAUCCUCUGUGGAGCUCUUGCUGGCCUUCUAUGGUUUGCGCUUGCCAUUGCCAAAGAAGACAACGAUUUAUCUGCCAUAACCCAGUCGAUGAAGACUACUGUCAUUGUCGUUGGGGCGAUUUACACGUUUGCUGCCCUGGUUGGUCUUUUGGGAUUCUUCGGCGCCAUCUUCAAGAAGAAUGGAUUUGUGAAAAGUUUCUAUGUCCUGCUAUGCGUUGUUUUCGGGCUCGAGGUUGGGAGUAGUGUGUGGUAUCUAAUUACCUUCUAUCGUACAAGAGGACAAACCCUCGACGACUGCAUCAACGGGUCCUCUGAUGCGGGUCGGAUCGCGUAUUGCAAGUCCUUGGAUGCUUACAAGCGUGUGCCACAAGGUGCCAUGCUGGCUUCAAUAAUUGUCCCUAUUCUUGUACAUGCUUAUGCUUGCUAUGUCGUUUAUCAAUACACUAAACGCCUGGAGCGUCAGAAGUUCGAAAAAUCGCGCGCCUCAAAAUCAUUCUCCCAACCCCAACCUGCUUACCAACCAGUCCUUCCCCACGAUGAAAACGUUCCCUUAACAUUGCCCAGUGUUCAAUACCCAUAUACAGAUGGUCCAAAUUCAUUUGGCCACGUUCAUAAACAUUCAUUCGAUAGAAACAAUGCAAGUGAUAAAGUGUAA
This is a messenger RNA of Psilocybe cubensis, 723 nucleotides long. RefSeq lists its product as uncharacterized. The transcript has 4 exons. The record is from RefSeq and is a predicted model, not a curated record. Bases 1 to 723 code for a protein of 240 amino acids. Lineage: Eukaryota; Fungi; Basidiomycota; Agaricomycetes; Agaricales; Agrocybaceae.